UUUCCAGCCAAUGAGAUUCAAGGAAGCUGGAUUCUCAAAUGAGACGUAGCAGUACAUCUCCUUAGCAGCCAGUACAUGCACAGCUCACAAAAACUGAGCAAAGUUUUCGACAGCCGGCAGACCCUCCUGUGUCAGUACCCCUUCUCUCUCCGGCUGUGUUGUGCUUAGUCACAAAGUUCAUGACGGUGGCUGACGGUGGCACUUUAGCGCUCAUCAUGCCUGUCCGAGCAGAGUGCUGCAGCACUACCGGCUCGGCCUGCACGUCCUCGGCGUCUCUUGUUCCCCCUGCCCCGAUCAACACCUUCCAGCCGGGUGUGGCUACGUCGCUGCUGUACAGCGGCUCACAGUUUCGGGGUCACCAGAAGAGCAAAGGCAACUCCUACGACGUUGAGGUUGUUUUGCAGCAUGUGACUGUGGAGGAUUCAUAUUUGUGUGGAUACCUGAAGAUCAAAGGCCUGACCGAGGAGUACCCCACUCUCACGACCUUCUUUGCUGGUGAAAUUAUCAGUCAAAAGAGGCCUUUUUUAACUAGGAAGUGGGACGCAGAUGAGGAUGUGGACAGAAAACACUGGAGCAAGUUUCAGCCUUUCUUCAAAUAUGCCAAAAGCUUCAACUCAGAUGACUUUGACUAUGAAGCACUGGACAACAGUGAUUAUGUCUUCAUGAGAUGGAAGGAGCAGUUUCUAGUUCCAGACCACACUAUCAAAGACAUCAGCGGUGCCUCCUUUGCAGGCUUCUACUACAUCUGCUUCCAGAAGUCCACAGCCACUAUCGAGGGGUACUAUUACCAUAGGAGCUCUGAAUGGUACCAGUCCCUAAACCUAAACCAUGUUCGAGAGCACAGUAUGCCCAUUUAUGAAUUUCGGUGACACAAACACACAGGAGUAUUGCGUGAAGUAAGGAACAGAUCAUACUGCCCUGUGUUUAAAUGGAACAGGAACGAUGGAGAGGCCUUUAAUGGCAAGAAUGGGGGUGACCUGUUUUCCUCACAGCUGGGAAAUAAACAAGUGGUCAGACACUCUUCUGGUGGACUGAAUGAGAGAUGGUUGAGUGAGACAGAAGUCCUGAAAGGAAGACAGAUGGACAGCUCUCACGGUUGCCGUAGAACUGAUGUUUGCCUCGGAUUUCAUUUUUAAUUUUUCUUUUUCUGGCCUGUUUUUAAUUUUCUUUUUGUGCAACUGAUUUUUUUUUGGUUCUGUCUCCUGAUCUGAUCUGUCUCCCUGUAAUUGGACAUCAAAACAGGUUCCAGUUUCUCCAGUGGAGACACUAUAAACACAAUUGCCUUUCAGUUAAUGGUUGCAAAACAGAGAUUAUAAAGCAAGAGGAGUUUUGUUCAGUAAAGCUUAAUUUAUUUUUAUUAUUUUUUUUUUAAAUACAGAGCAUCUUUGCAAUAUCGCUUUGACUCGCCAUAGUAAUUAAUGCGGAGUAUGAUAGAGGGGUACUUACCAAGAGGUUUCAACAGAAGCAUUGGUGAUCUACUUUUUUUCUAAGUUAUGGUCUGUUGAUCAGGGAUGGUAUAAACAAGAACUGGAAAUGGUCAUUAUUAACCAAUAACUAAUCAGUUCCAAGCUACUGCGUUUUUCAUAAAUCCUCUAAACAUUGUUGUAUCAACAAAAAAAAUCUGUAAAUGGCCUCAGUGAAUUUUCUCUAUGCAAGCAAGCUCACUAAUAGGAAGGAUUUCUUAAGCCACCUAAAUCAUUUUUUUUAAUUUUUGUAUUAUUUCUCUUUAAGAAUGAUUGAUUUUUUUUUUAAUGAAGAGGGAAAAUGCAAAUUAAUUAUUUUGAAACCUAAGGUUUUUUCAAAAUUUUGGUCACAUGAAAGGUGGACCAGAAUAAUUGUGAUUUCCAGGCACAUGUGGAGUUUGAGUGACUUGAGACUGAGUCUGUCCAUAAAAUUUGAGUUUUCUUCAGUUUCUGUCUCCUCAUGGUAAUACUCAUCUGUCCCACAUUAUUUCCACGUGUAGAAGCAGUUCAAAUGUGGCUGCAUUGGUUUAUUUUAGGACAUUUUUCUGUCCUGAAAAAGGUGCAAAAAGCAGGACGUAACGCGCAAAGCUUCAAGUAACAUGCUUAGCCACAAUGUGUUAGUGUCCUGUCCUCAGUGGAGAAUAUUAUGUAAAGAAGCACCUCGUGUGGCUUGCGGCGUGUUAAGUUGGAAAAGGUGAUGGAGAAAGAAUUAAACCUCCUUUGAUGCUUACAAAAAACCUGCUGCCUUAAUUUUAAAUAUUUGUAAA
Messenger RNA from Xiphias gladius (swordfish), 2230 nucleotides. It is a transcript of the gene gid4, whose product is annotated as GID complex subunit 4 homolog. The record is from RefSeq and is a predicted model, not a curated record. Gene Ontology annotation, cellular component: extrinsic component of membrane; GID complex. Gene Ontology annotation, biological process: proteasome-mediated ubiquitin-dependent protein catabolic process; negative regulation of gluconeogenesis; protein catabolic process in the vacuole. The transcript has 6 exons. Lineage: Eukaryota; Metazoa; Chordata; Actinopteri; Istiophoriformes; Xiphiidae. The coding region runs from base 180 to 869 and encodes 229 amino acids.